AUGCCUCGAAGACCAAAAGGGCUAAAGUCGAGAUAUGGCUGCAGCGAAUGCAAGCGGCGACGCGUCAAGUGCGAUGAGACAAAACCAUCCUGCUUGAAUUGCAAUCGGUUGGGCCAGUCAUGUAGCUACACCCUUAUAACUCCACAGUUCUGCGGUGGAACAAAGCCUGUCCCAAGUAGUAUCAAGUGGCAACCGCCAAAAUCUGGCCAGCCAGAUCGAUGCGUCUUUAGGCUACGCGACAUGCAACUGCUACACUUUUUCACCAUGAAGACAGCGGAGACAUUGUCAAGUCACCCAGAAGUGCAGAACGCUUGGAAGACGACCGUCGUCGACGCGGCAUUUGCGAACUCAUUCCUUCUACAGGGCUUACUGGCCCUGGCUGCUCUUCACCUCGCAAGCCAAAGUAGCGCCGAUGGUGAAGAUCUUUCCAUCCUCGCGGCCACUAAGAUAGAACAGGCCUUGGUCCAGUUUCGACAUGAAGUGCGCUGUUUGAGUUCUCAAAACUGCGACGCGGUCUUCAUUUUCUCGGUAUUGAUCGCCUUCUAUAUACCCGCAUCCGCUGGAACGGCAAUCAAUCCAUCCGCCAAUUUUUUUGGCGAUGACUUUUCUGUCUCGGUUGUCAAAUGGAUGCGUCUCUUCCGGAGUGCACGGGAUGUGUACGAUCAGUAUACGUCUCAGAUUCGAGAGAGAUCAUUGUCCAUUCUGAUUUCCUGGUAUGACCGCGAUUUACCACCUCCAACUUCAUCGAUCCCUUUGCCCGAGGGUAUUCCGAUCAACGAAUAUCUUGCGGAUCAGCUCAAACGAGUAGGGGUCCCCGAGGCAGAACUGGCUUAUCUCAUCUCAACAUCCCACCCAGAGGCUGCGCAGACCAAUGUCAGAGCCCUGAACCUCGCACUCGAAUUGUUUGGGAUCGAUGGUGAACAUCCAAAAUUACUCGAAGCUCAGUGGAAGGUGUACAUGCCCACCACACUUGGCCGUUCAGGACACCCAUGGCACAGUACAGAUGGUGUUGAUUGGUUGAGCAGGUCAUUUGCAUGGCUAUUUUGGAUACCGCUACAAUUCAUUGAGUUGCUCGAGUCACGCGACAAUAUCUCGCUGAUCAUAUUUGCAUGCUUCGGACUUGGCUUUGGUCGUGCACCAGGCAAGUGGUGGAACAGUCAUAUCCCCGGUCUUGUCAUGGAAAUGGUCCAUAGGAAUUUACCCCCAGAUUCUCGGGAGUUGUUCUCAUACAUACUCCCGGCUCGGUCAGAUGAUGGCCUCGCUGACUGCGCGAUAACAGCCUCAGUCCAUCCCCAUGUUUCAAACACGUGA
Penicillium diatomitis is the source of this 1311-nucleotide messenger RNA. RefSeq names its product Zn(II)2Cys6 transcription factor domain-containing protein. Lineage: Eukaryota; Fungi; Ascomycota; Eurotiomycetes; Eurotiales; Aspergillaceae. The coding region runs from base 1 to 1311 and encodes 436 amino acids. Gene Ontology annotation, biological process: regulation of transcription by RNA polymerase II. Gene Ontology annotation, molecular function: zinc ion binding; DNA-binding transcription activator activity, RNA polymerase II-specific. The record is from RefSeq and is a predicted model, not a curated record. The transcript has 2 exons.